CCCGCCCCCUCCCCCGCCCACUCCCCGGAACCGGUGGCGGAGCUGCAGCCGCCGGCAGUGGGACGGCGACGGCACCGCUGAGGCUCCGCGAUGAGUGCCUCCCGACGCCCCGCGUCCCGGGCCCGGCUCCACUGACAGAGACUCUGGGCUCCUUGAGGACAUUCCCUUUCUGCUUGGAGUCUCCUUUCACUCUACUCAGCGUGGAAGAACGUUCUUAAUGCUUAGCCCCUGCAGGACAGGUGCGACAGGAUUGCCGUUAGACCCCAAUCAUGGUGCAGAAGUACCAGUCGCCCGUGAGGGUGUACAAACACCCCUUCGAGUUAAUCAUGGCCGCCUACGAAAGGAGGUUCCCCACGUGCCCCCUGAUUCCCAUGUUCGUGGACAGCGACAUCGUGAAUGAGUUCCGGAGCGAGGACGGGGCCAUUCACGUCGUGGAGAGGCGCUGCAAGCUGGACAUCGACGCGCCCCGGCUGCUGAAGAAGAUCGCAGGUGUGGACUACGUGUACUUUGUGCAGAAAAACUCCCUGAACGCCCGGGAGCGCACCUUGCACAUCGAGGCGCACAACGAGACGUUCGCCAACCGGGUGGUCAUCAGGGAGCACUGCUGCUACACCGUCCACCCUGAGAAUGAGGACUGGACCUGUUUUGAACAGUCUGCAAGCCUGGACAUCAAAUCUUUCUUCGGCUUUGAAAGCACGGUGGAGAAGAUCGCAAUGAAACAGUAUACCAGCAACAUCAAGAAAGGAAAAGAAAUCAUCGAGUACUACCUGCACCAGCUGGAAGAGGAAGGCAUAACCUUCGUGCCCCGCUGGGCCCCGCCCCGCCUGGCGCCCUCUGCCGAGACGGCCGCCUCCUGCAGGACGCAAGCGGCGGCGCUGGCCGACGCGCUCCCCGAAGCUGCGCAGAAGGAAGGGCUGGGCGGCGAGGCCCUGGGCAGCGCGAGCGGGGCCGCGGAGCCGGCCGCGGGAACCCCCGACGACAAACUGGACGCAGACUACAUCAAGAGGUACCUGGGCGACCUGACGCCCCUGCAGGAGAGCUGCCUGAUCCGGCUUCGCCAGUGGCUGCAGGAGACGCACAAGGGCAAAAUCCCCAAGGAUGAGCACAUCCUCCGGUUCCUGCGCGCCCGGGACUUCAACAUCGACAAGGCCCGGGAGGUCAUGUGCCAGUCCCUGACCUGGCGGAAGCAGCACCAGGUGGACUACAUCCUGGACACCUGGCGCCCGCCCCAGGUGCUCCAGGACUACUACGCGGGAGGCUGGCACCACCACGACAAAGACGGGCGGCCCCUCUACGUGCUCCGGCUGGGGCAGAUGGACACCAAAGGCUUGGUGAGGGCCCUCGGAGAGGAGGCCCUGCUGAGAUACGUGCUCUCCAUCAACGAGGAGGGGCUCCGGCGCUGCGAGGAGAACACGAAGGUCUUCGGCCGGCCCAUCAGCUCGUGGACCUGCCUGGUGGACCUGGAGGGGCUGAACAUGCGGCACCUGUGGAGGCCCGGCGUGAAGGCCCUGCUGCGCAUCAUCGAGGUGGUGGAGGCCAACUACCCCGAGACGCUGGGCCGCCUGCUGAUCCUGCGCGCCCCCCGCGUGUUCCCCGUGCUCUGGACGCUGGUCAGCCCGUUCAUCGACGACAACACCAGGAGGAAGUUUCUCAUCUACGCGGGGAACGACUACCAGGGCCCCGGGGGCCUGCUGGACUACAUCGACAAGGAGAUCAUCCCCGACUUCCUGGGCGGGGAGUGCAUGUGUGAAGUGCCGGAGGGCGGCCUGGUGCCCAAGUCCCUGUACCGGACGGCGGAGGAGCUGGAGAACGAGGACCUCAAGCUCUGGACCGAGACCAUCUACCAGUCCGCCAGCGUGUUCAAGGGAGCCCCCCAUGAGAUCCUCAUUCAGGUCGUGGACGCCUCCUCGGUGAUCACCUGGGACUUUGACGUGUGCAAAGGGGACGUCGUCUUCAACAUCUACCACUCCAAGAGGUCCCCGCAGCCCCCCAAGAAGGACUCGCUGGGGGCGCACAGCAUCACCUGCCCGGGGGGGAACAACGUGCAGCUGAUAGACAGGGCCUGGCAGCUGGGCCGCGACUACAGCAUGGUGGAGUCGCCCCUGACGUGCAGAGAGGGCGAGAGCGUGCAGGGCUCCCACGUGACCCGGUGGCCGGGCUUCUACAUCCUGCAGUGGCGGUUCCACAGCAUGCCGGCCUGCGCCGCCACCAGCCUGCCCCGCGUGGACGACGUGCUGGCCUCGCUGCAGGUCUCCUCGCACAAGUGCAAAGUGAUGUACUACACCGAAGUGAUCGGGUCCGAGGACUUCCGAGGCUCCAUGACCAGCCUGGAGUCCAGCCACAGCGGGUUCUCCCAGCUGAGCGCGGCCACCACCUCCUCCAGCCAGUCCCACUCCAGCUCCAUGGUCUCCAGGUAGUGCGCCGCCGCCGCCACCGCUGCCUCGGACAGCCCCGGCGCGCCGCCCGCCCGGCGCCACAGUGUGCAGACGCCUCCGACCCCUAGGUAGCGGCAGGUAGCGCUCGAGAUGGUAGACGUAGGCGCUGACCCCGCCGCCGCCGCCGAGACAGGCGGCUCCGGCUCCGCCUCCGACUCAAUAGCCAUAGAUUUUGUACGCGGCCGCCAGAGUCCGGCAGGGCGCCAGGGCCCUCGGGAAAGAAAGUCGUUUAUGUGCUGACUGAGAGCUUGACUCUGUCUCAAGUGUCGAUG
Phyllostomus discolor (pale spear-nosed bat) is the source of this 2707-nucleotide messenger RNA. RefSeq names its product SEC14 like lipid binding 1 (gene SEC14L1). The record is from RefSeq and is a predicted model, not a curated record. The transcript is spliced from 17 exons. NCBI's taxonomy places the organism in Eukaryota, Metazoa, Chordata, Mammalia, Chiroptera, Phyllostomidae. Gene Ontology annotation, biological process: negative regulation of RIG-I signaling pathway. Gene Ontology annotation, molecular function: RIG-I binding. The coding region runs from base 270 to 2417 and encodes 715 amino acids. Gene Ontology annotation, cellular component: cytoplasm; cytosol.